AAAAAUGUCUCUCUCGGACUCCGCCUCUUUUUAAAAAAAUCGGAUGUGGAUACGAGAGAAAAAGCGCAGCAACAAUGUGAUAGACAACACAGCUGCUCGGCUCGGAGUUGUAGAGGAUAUCAGCUUCAGCGAACGGAGGGAGGGCAGAGGCGAGCCAAGCCGAGCCGAGCCGAGCCGAGCCGCACGCUCGCUGUGCAACAAGGCGUACGGGAGCUAAACAAUGAAGCGGCGGCCAGCAGCAUCCAGAGGGCACCGAGGUGAUGUUUAGGGUCCUGUUUGUAUUGGACACAUAACGGACACAUGGACAGGAAGAAAUAAAGGGAUCAGGCUCCCCAGCUGACCUCUGGGUAAAGUCCUGGCUCUUUGUUGGUGGGCCAGCUUGACGGGUGUCUAUGUGAGCGAGAGGUAAUGAAGUCCAGCAUGAAGCAGUGGCGGAGGCUGUUGUUGUUGGCCAUGCUGGCCUGGGUUCUGGUCUUUCUUGCUCUACUUUCCCAUUUCCUGGAUGCUCGUGUGGAUGAGCCUCUGACCUCUGCUGGCUCUUUACUCUCCCAGCAUCCUGACACCAGGCGACUGGCCUCCAUACAAGCCUCCAAUCAGCAACAUGCCAUCUUUGGUUUAAGACCUGAGCUCGCUUUGCAAUUAACUACAACCUAUCUCAGAGACGAGCCAGGGCCAGAACCUUCCACCAGCUUCAUAACACCAGAGACCAGCAUGGAGGUAAGCCAGGGCCCUUAUGUGACUUACGGUAGCCAGGAGACAAGUCGCCAGGACAACCUGGACCCGCAGAGCCUGGCUGCCUGGUCUUCCUUCGGUACAGAGAAUGUGGGCUCUCAUUCAGACCCUGCAGUCCAGAGUCGUGAGAGAAUGUACCAGAACCAUGUCAGUACCACUCAGUACCACGGUGGUGAGGAUGAAGAAGAUGACAGAGAAAAUGAAGAUCUAAAUCUUGGAAAAAAAAUUAGGACUGCAGUAGACAGGAGAACCAGUGGAGAGUCCACAGAUUUGGAACAUUACUAUUUCUCCAAAUCUGCCUCUGUGGUCCAGCGGCUAUGGAAGGGCCGAGUGUCCGCCGACAUGCUGAGUCCCCGGCUGCAGCGUGCCAUGAAGGACUAUGUGAGCGCCAACAAGCACCAUGUUUCAUACAACGGACAUCGGAAAGGCUCUCAGAGUGCCAAAGAGCUGCUGUGUCAAAUGAAAGCCCAGGCCCAGCUGAAAACAGUGGAUGGGUUGGAGGAGCCCUUCUCGUCUCUUAGCUGGGCCGACAUUGUGCCAUCCCUUCACUUGGAGCAGCUGAACAGAGAACAGUACAGGAGUGGCUUUAAAAGCUGUGCAGUGGUUACCUCUGCGGGUGCCAUUCUGCGCUCUAGACUGGGCAAGGAAAUAGACACUCAUGAUGCAGUUUUGCGGUUCAAUGCUGCCCCUACAGAGGGAUACGAGCAAGAUGUGGGAAACAAAACUACCAUCCGCAUCAUCAAUUCACAGAUUUUGGCCAAUCCCAAGCAUGAGUUCAACACAAGCUCUAUCUAUAAGAAUGUAACACUGGUGGCCUGGGAUCCUGCACCUUACACUGUUGACUUACAUAAGUGGUAUGAUAGUCCGGACUACAACCUGUUUGGUCCAUAUGUAGAUCACCGUAAGGCCCAUCCAGACCAGCCCUUCUACAUUCUUCAUCCCAGCUAUGUGUGGCGACUGUGGGAUGUGAUUCAGAGCAACACUCAGGAUAACAUCCAGCCCAAUCCCCCCUCGUCUGGCUUCAUAGGCAUUCUCCUGAUGAUGACGCUGUGUGAGCAGGUGCAUGUAUACGAGUACAUUCCCUCCGUGAGGCAGUCCGACCUGUGCCACUACCACGAACGAUAUUACGAUGCCGCUUGCACUCUGGGUGCUUAUCACCCCCUCCUUUUUGAGAAGAUCCUGAUCCGGCGCAUCAACACGGGGCCUGAGAGCGACCUCCGGAGGAAGGGACGUGUAACUCUUCCGGGCUUCAGCACUGUUGACUGUGACAUCUGAAAUAUGAAACUCUCUGAGCCUGAAAAUAAAAACGCAUACACUGGCCCUUUCUGGCUGACCAAGGGAGAGUUGCAAUAAAGCCACAGCAGACAAAAAGGCUGAAGCUAACUUGUUUCAAAUAAUCCCCAGAAAGAGGAUAAGCCAUAGCCCUCCUGGGAGGGAUCAGCUCGGAGGUUGUCUAAAGACCUUGUGUUUAAUAAUAGUUUACUUGACCAGAGACUGGAGAUAGAAAAAAAAAAUGCUUUAGCUGAGCCGCGUUAGCUUUGGAGCUGACUAGGGUAGCAACAAAUCAGUGUUUUAGAUAGAAAGUCAGUUUUUAAUAACUUGGUGUUAUCAGUCAUGUAAAAAACUCAGUUGUAUGGGUGGUAAUCCACUUAAAGGAAAAGCCACUGUUUAUUACUUCAUAUUUUUUUCCUUUUUUAACAAUCCAGAGUGGUUUGAGUAAAUAAAGAGAAGAUUCACUCUGAAUGUCAGAAAAGUAUACACAUACAGCCGCAACACUUGCAAAAGAAUGUGCAGUUCUUUAAAGACCGAUUGUCAGAAUCACUGUACAUAUCUUCCAGCACAAUCAGAAGUCGUUUCAUGUCACGAGGGAAUAAUUUCUCACUAAUGCCAUUAUGAUUGGUCUAAAAUCACUGUCCUCUGCACAAUGACUGAAAGCGUCCAGUCCGGUCACAGUUUAGGUUUUGCAGAGUGCACUUGCUUUGUAAAAUGAAAGUAAACAGGGGCCAAAAAUAAAACAGGUGCUCAGAACACACAUGACCCCGUGCCUGGUGGUCAGCUGAACACUUUCCUCGGGUUGCCUUGUCACUGUUUAGUCAAAUGCAGUACACUCUGUGGCAGGACUGCAAUGCCAAUCGGUUUUGAUUGUGAUGCCAUGUGGCGCAGCGGAUUUUUCUGCAGUCACGCACUUCUCAGCUCUGCCUCAGAAAUCACCAGCCCCCGAGAUUUUAUUUUUCCCCCCAUCUUCUUUCAGUUAACCCUUUAUUGAAUGUAAUUUUACCACUUCCUGUUUUGGCCAAACCUGUACUGGAGUUCACCUCAGCCGUAUUGUCUGCAUACUUGCACCACAGGGAUAUUACUUUGGAUAAAGUGCAUUCCUUACAACUAUACAUGGUUUAUAGUUCCAGUAUUCUCCAUGGGUCAGAACGAAGACGACCAAACAUCCAGGAUUUUGGGCCAGCAGCAUCUCCAGAUUUACUUUGUGUCCAAAUUUAGAUUGUUCUGUAUGUUUACAGUGAGCCGGUGCCACAUCUGGAGAUGGCUAUAGACGUUUUAAGUCAGCACGGGAAUGAAGGUCUGUGAAAAUCUUUGGCCUAAAACUGGUGUUUUCAUAAAUGUGUGCAAUUGGUAGUGGUUUGAUCAAAUGUGUUAAAGUGUUGCAGGAAUGUUGCGUUGCAUGUGAAGAAAAUGACGAGUGCAGUAGAGUAGUAGAAAAAGUUGUUUCUGGGGUUCGACUUGGGCUGGGUAUGUGUUCGUAUGUGUUUAUAUAUACAAACACACAACUUUUUGAAAGUUAUUCAGGCUUUUUAUUAUGAAAAAAAUGAAAACCCUUUUGCUUUUGGGCCAUUUUUCACUUCUUGUGUUUUAUACAUGAUGUGUUAAUUGAAAUUUGUGAUUUUGUAAAUACUAUUAGACACUGAUCAGUCACAACAAUUAAAACCAUCUGUCUCAUGUUCUGUAGAUAUCCCGUUAUGACCGAAUGGUUACAGGAUGUACAUUGGACCUCUAGUUGUGGUUUCAGUCUCUCUAUUUUCUGAGACAUUGAUUCAGAGAAGUGAUUCUCUUCUUACUUAGUGGCUGCAGGCCCUUAUUGUUGUUGGUUGAAACUAUAGUAACUUUAUGUUUUCAGUUUUUAAAGAUGAGAAAUGCUAACAAAAUAUGAAGGUAGAAUUAGCAGUACUGUAGACUUGAAUCAAAGACAAAGGAUUUACACCGGAAACAGAAUCCACAUGUUUUUACUUCUGUAGUUCUGGAUUUGCAACACAGCUAGCUGCUGCAGAAAGUUAGAAAAAUAGCAGUUUAAAACUAUUUAACAUUACCUAUUGUGAUCAUUUAUUGCAUUUUACCAUGUGACAACUAUAUAGCCAAAUACUCAUUGUAGCCAAUGUGUUCAGCAGUAGUGUUUUUUUGUUGUUGUUUUUUUUACUCUGACGGAUGGCCACAAUGACAAGUUCCUCCAUCAUAUAUUCUCAGUGUUUGUGGAAGUAGUGGUAGUAUUACUGGAAUUUCAUCCUAGACUUUAUGGGGGUUUUUUGCCAAGUUUUCUUGCUUUUCAUUUUGGUAAAUCAUUUAUUUUAAGGCUUGAUUUAAACCAAUUUCUUUUGUAAAUGCCUUGCUUCUGGGUACUUUGUAAAUUUCCUCAUCGUGCUACUACAGGACUGUACCAUAGGAAGAUAAAGUAGGGAAUAGGUAACUAACACUGCGGCAUCCCCAUUCUUUGCAUCUCAUAUUAAUAGCAUAUGUAGCCUAUUUGAUUACCAGACAGGCAGCUAUAGCUAUCAUACACCCUCUGUCUGCACUAAUGAUGGCUGAAUCAUCUUAGCAUGACAAGUGCAUUAAGUGGUUUUAACUGACAGCAACACUAACAUGGAAAAAAUAAAACGAUGUAUUGAAGGGUGUGCACAGUUAUGCAGCCAGGUUAUUACACCUUUUAAUCUUAUUUUUUCCUUUAAGCAGAUUUGUUUUUUAAUUGAAUGGCACAUGACAAAUAUCACAUUAUAUAUGAAAAUAUUUUUGAAAUGAUUCUUUGGUCUUAUUUCAUAAAUCACAAAAACUUGGGAUUUUAACAGGGGUGUAUAGACGUUUGAGAGUCACUGUACUUGGCAACAUAAGAAACAGCAAGCGUCAGUUAGCUAUUGAUACAUGAAUAUGUAACAUUACCUCUACAGUAAUACCAUUAUUAGUUAGUUCUACUAGUGCCACAAUUUUCCCAAAUAUAAAAGAGCAACCUAUCUUAUGUGCCCAGUUAACACUACAAUUAAAUUACUGCAUAAAUAAUGUUCAUGCAGCUAAAUCCUAUCCAUAGUCUGGAUUAUGGUUCAAAUGCAGUACCACUCAAACGCAUCAAGAUGUGACUCCAAAACAUCUCAGAUUCCUAUAAAUUUAAUUUCAGAGCCUCCUCUGAUGAAGCAGUUUCGGUAUUUUCUGAAAAUUGCUUCCAACUCAAAUUUUAGAUGUCCAGAGAAUUUUCAGGUUUUAUUUUCCAUCUCAACCCUGUAUUUCGUCAGUUUUAUCCUCACUAAGAAGAAACCUUCAUUCCUUUUGUUAAUGGUUAGUGUUGCUUCCAGGCAACACAUGCAUCAAUCAGAGUGAGCCCAGCUGAUCUUUAUCAAUUCAGUUUCAAGCCCUCACUGGAAUGAGGGCACGGCCCAGAGUGCAGUUGACCUGCAUAGAGAUUUGGUUGAAAGGCAAAUUUCUUUCCAACUACCAGAACCUAAUGUGUAUUCGGGCAAUUUACUUUUGCAUGUGUUUUUUGGUUUAAUGUUGUGCGUGAUCAGUAUGAAAAAAUGCGUAGUAGACUAAGCAUAUGACAAAGAAUAAUUCAGUGAAUUAGAGGCUAGAGAAACAAGUGUUUCAUCACAUUGAUGCAAAGUUAUGUAACCAUGGAAGCGCUUACUACAACGAGAUAUUGUGAAGUGAUGAGCUGUUUCUGGAAAAAUUAGGCAGAAGCUGAUAAAAAUGUAUACCAAGGUUUCAUGUUAGUUAAUCAAUUUGAAACUAUGAUUUUAAAUAGGUUGAAAGCAAACACCUAGCAAGUUAGCCUAACUUCCAGCAAUCCAGCAGUGCACUGCUGGAUUGCUGGAUGAAAGGCUUUUAAAGUUUACCCCCAAGCAGUAGGAAAACACCUUUUUAUAUGUGUUACUCUCUAAAGAGAUAUAUUGCGAGAAGACAUAAAAUUCUUCACAAUCUUUUAAAAAUCACACCUGAAUUUAUUGCGUAUUUAUUCUGUAUUUUUACUUCAGUAAAUUUAAGUCAAAGUAAUUAUUAAAAAUAUAAUAGGUAAUGUUACAGCUAUAAUAUUAAAUAUGUCGAUUUAGCAGCAGUAUGAAAACAUUUUUCUUUUCUGUUUUUAAAUAAAAGCAAUUAGGUUAUGUUAUACAUUUUUAUACUCAUAUUUACUUAUUAUUAUGAGAAACCAUAAUAUUUUUACUCUAGUCCAAUAAUCUGAUGUCUAGUAGAAAUUGUAUUUGAUGUUUUCUCUCUUUCUGAUGGUACACAUGCAGUUACAAGAUGGUUUGUAACUGUUGGUUUGUUUCUUUAAGAUGCCCAGCCCCAGUCAGUUUAAAGAACCCCAGUAAUGGGACAAGUAAAAAGACUGAAGGAAAUGAUGCUUGAAGGUUUUUGCAGGCUUCAGGUUUUCAGCUUUGCUGCAAAGGGUGUUAAAGUGGUUGUGAUUGUAGCACACCGAACGUGCAAAAAGCCCCGAACAUAUUGUACAUUUGUACUUUCCGUUGCACAUAGCAUGCAAACGUAGGGCUGAGUCUUAAACUGUGUGUGCUGUGUUGUGCUGCAGAUCAUUGUCAAUGUUGUAGAAGUCAACUAUGCUUUAAGGUUUUCUUGAUUUUAUUACAUAAUUUUUUGCAUCUUUCUUUUAUGCAUGCUUAUGGACCACAAUGAAUUGUGGUGUAGCAUUCAGCUGUUCCCUGAUGUCUUAUGGCAACUUUUCUGCAUUUUAAUAUUGUGCCAAAUUCCACCUUAAAUUGUGUGUCAGAUGGUUAAAAGUGGAACGAGGGCUAAGAGUAAAGGCAGGAAAUCUGGGAAACUAAGAUUUCUCUCUGGGACCAUUAAGGUCAAAUUGAAUAGAUUUGUUUUGUCCACUUAAGGACAACAUUUUUAUUGCCAGUGUUAAAUCACCAUUCACUUGUGGUUAAGCGGUCGAAGAGAACAUUUUUAAGACACUUUGAUUAUAAAGGCUUUCCUGCUUUUUUCCAGUUUUUUUUUUCUCUUGAGGCCUACUUUUCACAUCUUGUUUGGAUUUACUAUGAUGGGAACCUCUGGACCACAUUGCCUCUUAAGGAUUGUUCAGCAUUUGACUUUAUUUUAUAUUUCCCAUCUGCAGCUACUUGCAGUUCAGUAUGACAGGAAGCACCGUUUCCCUUCCAGCAGCCUUAGGGUGAUCUUAAUUUUUAAUUAUCUAGUGAGUUGUCUUCAUUUUACACGUCAAUAUUUAAAUUGAAGAUUUGUAUGAUUUGAGCUGUUCUGUCAUUUUCUUUCACUGUGUGAAUAAAAUUGUUGAAACAUG
Molecule: messenger RNA, 7252 nt
Organism: Girardinichthys multiradiatus
Lineage: Eukaryota; Metazoa; Chordata; Actinopteri; Cyprinodontiformes; Goodeidae
Gene: st6gal2a
Product: ST6 beta-galactosamide alpha-2,6-sialyltranferase 2a
Exons: 7
Coding region: 409-2007 (532 amino acids)
Molecular function (GO): sialyltransferase activity
Source: RefSeq, a predicted model, not a curated record